UGUGGUUUCGCGAAUUGUAGUGAUAUUUGUACAGAAUUUUGGUUAAUUGCGAAGAUACGUGCCAACUAAUCAAGUGCAGAUCAGUAAGUUCAGAGGACAAUGCAAUUUUUCGAAAAGGAAAAAUGUUUAGUCAUAAGAAAAGGCAUAGUCGCUUGCCUGGCAGAAUAUCAUCAGUGAUUGAUAAUAAGUUUGUAUACAAAGAUGGAUACAAGUUGAAGAAGGAAAUUGCUGAUAUUGUUCAAAAGGAUAUUAAGUUCUCCAAUAACUUAUUUGUAAAGCUAAUUGAUAUAAAACUACAUACCAAAGAUGCUGGAAGUAAGUCUAAAAAUGCCUCUAACCGACAUCUAAGAGGGGUAUCUCAAAGCAAAGAGGAGUCACCAGACCCUUGUUUCAGUCAUAAUUCUAAGAGGAUUCCUAAAAAUAAACUGGACAUACAAUCAGUAUCAAUGAUGACCAAGUCAAAAAAUAAAUCAAAACCUAAAGAAGAAGUGCCCUCCACUCAAACCAUUAGCAAGAAGAAGAAAUGGAAACGUUCCAAUGUAGUGGAUUGCAGUUUAACACCCAUCACAUCUAAACAUCAUUUUUUUACCGGCUACACUAUUCCAACAUUGCAUCCAACAUUAACUAGAAAUAAAUCUAGACUUCAAAAUAUUGAAGAUGCUCACCUUCAUUGCAGAUCUACUUUAAAAACGAAUAUCCAUCAACCUGAAACAACCAUUUUAAAUACAGAGAGUAAUAACAAACUUUUGGAUAAUUCUCAACAAGUCCAAUUAGAAGUAGGCUGCAGUAAAGUUGAUGCAGAAUCUAAACAAAUAAGUGCUGUAAAGCCGGUUCAAAGAGUUCAAAGAAAAACGCGUCAAAAUUCGAGCGACGAUAAAGCAAUUGAAGAGAGAUCAAUUUCCAGCUGUAAUGCAAAAAAUAUCAUCAGAAAACCUGAAAUUUCGAAGCUUGAUGCUCAAACUAAAAAUAAAGAGAGAAAAUUGAAAACAACUCAGUGUAAAGUGCCAAUUGAAUCGAAAUAUGCAAUAACCGGUAAAACUGAGCUGCUGGAAUCUGAUGGUAAUUUUAUGAAAAAAAAUUUCAGGACAACUAUAACUUUGAAGUCUGUACCGAUUUCUACCGGGAGUUCUAAGAAAAAACGGCGCAAAUCUACACAGAAUAAUGAGGCUAUAGAAUCAGAAACGAACCUUCUCACAUCCAAUAAAUCUGAGAAACCAGAGUCUGUGAAAGACGAGAAACCAGACGCGGUGUUAUCAUCAAAUUUAGCAGAAGGAAAUAUCGUUGAAAAUAAACCGGAGUUUGACAAGAGCAAGAAGAAACGUCGUAGAUCGACAAUCGAGGAUACGGUAGCCGAGUUAAGUGUUAAUAUUGAAACUAAGAGAAAACGUGUUUCAACAUCAAGAACUUUAGAUCAGAAAAUUGCAGAUGCUUUCAAAGAUACUGCACAUGAAGAAAUUCCUACUAGCAAUAAGAGCAUAACAAAACAACGCAGGUCUACAAGACACAAUGACACAGUUCAAUCCAAGAUUGAUGAAACGAAGAUCGAACCUGCAAGGAAUAAACGUCGCCGGUCGAUAAAGGAUGAUAAUAUAGGUGAAUCUAAAUUAGAAAUUGAUAAGGAUACAAUCAAAAUAAAACCGGUUAACAAAAUAACUUCAAACAUUGUAGACAAACAAAUAGCAACUUCCAACAAUUAUACAAAAACUGAACCAAAUCCUGAAACGGUGCCUAGUAGGAACAAGAAAACAAGGCAUCAGUCGACACCGUUAGAAAAACUUGAAACUGAAUUACAAAAUAAGAGAAAUGACAAUGAUGGAAAAAGUGUUGAUAAAUUGACAUCAAAGACUAAGCAUAAAAAAAUAACAGUUGGCGAUUAUGUUACAAAACCUGAACCAAUUUCUGCGCCGGUUAACAAAAAUAAAAGAAAGCAUCGGUCGUCGACGCAAUUGGAAGAACUUAAACCUGAUAAUAAAGAUAAAUUUGAUAUAAGACUUGAUAAUAAAUUUACGACAGGUGCAGUGGAUAAGAUGCAUGUUAAGAAGAAAAGAAGAGGGCAGUCGUCACAAUUUGAAGAUAACUUUGAAUCUGAAUUAAACAAGGAAGAAGAUCAACUUGAUAGAAAAUCUAUUUAUAAACUUGCAUCAAACAAUAUAGAACAGCAAAUAACACGUGAUGUUACUAAAACUGAAGCAAAUACCAUAAAUGUUAAAAAGAAGAAAAAAAGGCGGCCGUCGACACAAUUAGAAGAUAACAUUGAAUCUGUUCCUAACACUAAACCAACUCUCAUAACUGCUAAAAGGGAAAGGCGAAAGUCGUCACAAUUAGACAAACUAGAAUCUGAAUUAAAGAACGAAGAAGCAGAUCUGGAAGGGAAUUCUGUUAACAAACUUGCAUCAAAUAAUAUAGACCAACGGAUAAGACUUGUCGAUGUUCCUAAAACUGAACCAAUUCUUAUACCAGGUAAGAGAAAAAGCAGGCGUAAAUCGACACAACUAGAAGACAAUCUUGAAACUGAAUUAAAGAAGGAAGAAGCUGAUUUCGAUGGAAAUUCUAUUAACAAACUUACUACGAGGAAAAGCAGGCGGAAAUCGACACAACUAGAAGACAGUCUUGAAACUAAAUUAAAGAAGGAAGAAGUUGAUCCCGAUGGAAAUUCUAUUAACAAACUUGUAUUAAAUAUCGUAGACCAAGCAAUAUCAUCUGACGCCGAUGUUCCUAAAACUGAACCAGUUCUCAUACCAGCUAAGAGGAAAAGCAGGCGGAAAUCGACACAACUACAAGACAAUCUUGAAACUGAAUUAAAAAAGGAAGAAGCUAAUCUCGAUGGAAAUUCUGUUAACAAACUUCCAUUAAGUAAUAUAGACCAACGAAUAACAUCUGUCGUCGAUGUUCCUAAAACAGAACCAAUUCCCAUACUAACUAAGAGGGAAAGAAGGAGAAAGUUAACACAAUUAGAAGACAAUCUUGAAUCUGAAUUAGAGGAGAUAGAAGCUGGUCUUGAUGAAAAACCUAUUAGUAAACCUGUUCUUAAGAAGAAAAAUAAGAACCAAACAUCCAAACUGAAUGAUUUUAACAUAAAAGAUACUAAUAUAAUUAAUUCAAAUACUGAAGACCAAAAAACACGAAAUUACAUUGUUGAUACUAAAAGUGAAACGUUUUCUUUAAGUGCCAGAUCAAGUAGUUGCGAGUCGAAGUAUGGGGAGAGGAUACUUGAUUCUAUGUUAAAAUGCAAAAAGGAUGAACCUGCUAACGUUAAUGAUUCCAAGAAAGAUAUCAGUAAUGAUAUAAAUCUUUAUAAGUCGAAGAAGUUUGAAGACGCAACUGAUUCUAAAGUAAAGGGAACUAAAGAAGAAGUAAAAAUGAAAUCUCUUUAUGUAAAUAUUCCGAAUAUCUUAGACCAUCAACAUGCCAUUAAAUCAAUUCAUGUAGGUCGAAAGGAUAGGAAAAUUAAUCGAUACUCUGGACUGUAUAGUGACGUAUUUAAAUUUGAUGCAGAUCAUAAUAAGAAUAAAGCUGUUACAACAUUAGCUUCUAUUGCCAAAGAAAAACAUGUUAAUGGGUCCUUAGAUAAUAUUAGAACCAAGACUAGUUCACGCAAAUUACUACACAAUUAUAAUUAUAAAAUUGAAUCUCAUAAUGAAGUUGACGAUAAGAUAAUUGUACCUAAUGUAAGCGUUAGUAAAAGGAAAGAGAAAUAUCGAGAAAGAGAAAUUAAUAAUGAUAAAACUGCCACCAAAUGCAGUCAACCUAGACAAGAUGUUAUCAUGGUUGAUACUCGUGCACCUAAAGCUGAAGUUUCGUUCAAUAAUGAGAAAAUAGAAAAUUCGCAAAUUAACUGUGUUCUUGGUUUGGAAUGUGAACUACCUGCUGGUAUUCAAAGUGAAUCACCUUUAGGAUCUCCAACUGAUAUUGUAAAAAGCAUAUCCAAUAAUAACAAUGAAGGGAACAUCAAAUGCACUACGGGGAUUUGCGAAGCUACCUUUCGCAUGUUUAAAUCUGCUUCUGAUAACAACAUUUUAACUUCUAAGAAGGUUCACGAUAAAAGAAGUGAAAACUUAAGCACAAGUGAGCUAACAAAUCGUAACGAGGUACAACAGGAUACGCAAAUUAAAUCCAAUACAUUAACAUAUAUUUCAACGUCGAUUCCUCUUGAACAAAGUGAAGUCGAUGGUUCUACGACACGAAGGCAAUUAGGUUCGUUUAAAAUUCCUAAGAAAACUCAAAUCCCGAAAGUAUCAAAUGACGAAAAGAGUUUGGAUCAUCCGCAAGUAAAUCAGUCUUCUACAGGUGAGUGUGCCUUUCAGAAUCCGGGCCAGAAAAAUGUGGUAUCCAAGCGAAUACCGUCAAUCAUCAAGUCCACGGAUGUAAACUCAGACUUGAGAUCGAAAUUAAAUAUGCUUCGUUCGAUAAAAGCAAACAGAGCGUACGAUGAAAUAUCUAUAUAUGCCUCUACUGAAUUGGAAUCUGAUCUGGAGCUGGACGUUUCACCAGAAGAUUUAGAAAUUUUUGAUAAUUUAGAAGAGGACACGAAUGAGAGUAAAGUUCAAAAAGAUUUCCUCAAUAACUCUUCCAUUGGUCAGCUUGUGGGUGCGCCACUUUGCACAUCAACUCCAAUUGUGCCAAAUCCUAUCGUGACCAAUUGGCUGCACGGAUGCAAACCGUCCUCGAAAGGGGAAAUGAUUCCGAUUCUGAAGAUGACAUGCCGCAGCUUUAACCAUUGCGUAAAACCGGGAUGCACAUAUUUGCAUUCCUUACCACGAAUUUUUUUUGAAAUUAUGUUCGAGUCUACACAUGAGCAGUUGACCACAAUGACCUGGUUCCUGUUUAAAAAUUGCAAUAUGUUGGUUGCGAGGUUCGUGAUACCGGUGAUGUGUCAGGUAUACUCCGCUAACAACGACGACUCGGCUUUAAUAUAUCUCGUGCAUCAAUUAUUUAAGACUGGCUCCAGCACGACACCAGACAAGUUUUUUUUUAUACAACAAAUUCUAACUGCGCUUAGUUCAAUGUUGAACCAUAAGUACACAUUCUCUAAGGCAGUGCAGACAUUGCUCCAUAGUAAAUUAUACUACAGAAAUUAUUCACUCCCUGACAUUCUGUUGAGCUGCAUAUUGAUGAAACAGGACGUUCUCAAGCACCACUGGUCUUUGAUCAAAUUAGUUUUGAACAACAACGUGAAUAUUAUAAGUCCUCAAAAUAUUAACUGUAUCCUGGAGGAGACUAUUGCCGAGAACUAUGAACAUCUAUACAACGAUGUGUACAGAUAUCUGCUUCAAGAUAAUCCUACCAAUAUACUCAAAGUUAGACCUCAACUCUUUCUGGAUUUCAAGACGCAUCAUCGUUCUUUUGAAAAAUACCAGACUCCUAUACCUGCGCGUCCACCCUCUGCAACCUCGUUCUCCAUAAUCUCAAACGUAUCGGAAAUUUCAUACAAUGAAAUAUCCGUGGAAGAUGCUAAGAUUAUAGCAACUACAAUCUCGGAUGGGACAGUUGCUAGCUUUAUCGAUGUAAUUAAGAAAAAUUCCGUCGAUGAUUUUCAUAGUUCCGUCGUGACGCAUUGCAUAUCACAGCUAACGAAGGAAGACCUCUUUCUAGCAUUCCAUAAUUUUUUACUGGAAGUCGUUGAAUAUUCAAAGGUGAAUGAGUAUUGUCCAAAGCUUUUCAAACUCUUGAAUAACUUGAUAUUUAACUCGCUCCUAUAUUAUAAUAUAUACAAAUUGUAUAAGGAAGCUGGAGAAAUGCUGGUUAGUGUGUCCAUCGAUGAGUUGCUGCAGUGCAAGUGGUACGCGAACAAUAACUACAAAAGCAAUAUGCAAACCACUGACCAGAAGUUAGUUUUCAUCAUAAAGUUCUUGGCGAGAGGUAGAUAUUUCGAGGAGGCUUUCCAGUUGAUCACUCGCCCCGAUUUCGAGUUGGAUAAUAAAUGCAAGAAAGAACUGUACAACUACAAAACGAUCAUAGUCAAAGAAUUCAUAGAUUUGACGCUCGACGAUGAUUACCACGAUUACCGCAAUAUUAUAGAUUACUUUAUCAAAAACUAUCCAACUGUUUGCCACGAUUCAGGAAUUUGGAGAUCUUACAAUAAGUAUUUAAUAAAGCAUUUAAAUGAAAACAGAAGCUCGUCAAUUUUACAGGAAUUUGAAUUUCUUAAAAAGAAUUAUGCUAACGUACGUCCGUUCGUGCUGCGCGCUGUUUUGGUGGAGCUGUGGAAGAGAACGGGUAUCCUCAGCGUAUUUCCACUAUACGAAUACUGUUGCAAAAGGAAAAUAUACACCCAGCAAAUUGGUCUUGAAGGACAUAUCACCGUGUGGAGCAAUACAUUGGUUGAAGAGGUGACCAUCACCUUUCAAGCUUUCAUACUGAAGAUGCUCAAAGGCAAAACUAUUCCUCGUCCUUUGAAAAUGGUUGUGCAGAAUUCGGAAGAAACGGACGAGGACGAUAUGAUACCUAAAUGUUUUAAAAAUAGUGUUUUAGAUGCCCAGUUAAAGAUUAUACUGGGUUUAAGCAAAGCUAGUCCUCCCAUAUCUUUAAAGGCAUCGCCGAUUAUACUUCUCAAUUAUGAAAUUGUUAAACGAUCUAUGGAGAUCAUGCGUCGUAUGAUUCCGAUAAACGCUGUAUAAAAUAUGCGUUCUUCUAUACUAAAAAUCGAGUUUUUAGAUUUAAAAAUAAACUUCAUUAAAUUUAAUAUCACUACAGUCCGUAAAA
Molecule: messenger RNA, 6702 nt
Organism: Nicrophorus vespilloides
Lineage: Eukaryota; Metazoa; Arthropoda; Insecta; Coleoptera; Silphidae
Exons: 8
Coding region: 123-6617 (2164 amino acids)
Source: RefSeq, a predicted model, not a curated record